Molecule: messenger RNA, 1997 nt
Organism: Aspergillus caelatus
Lineage: Eukaryota; Fungi; Ascomycota; Eurotiomycetes; Eurotiales; Aspergillaceae
Product: MFS transporter
Exons: 4
Coding region: 514-1962 (482 amino acids)
Biological process (GO): transmembrane transport
Molecular function (GO): transmembrane transporter activity
Source: RefSeq, a predicted model, not a curated record
GCCCGAUCCACCUAUUUGCGCCAGGGCCUUUGGGCUAUGCCCUCCUCGAUAUUCGUUGUCUGUCGGGCGUCAGGUGAUCACCGACUGUAUUACCAGCGCGCUUUGGGUUUUCAAACACUUUUUGUCACCCCACUGUAUACUGAGUGCGCAAGAGGGUGAGCGGCUCACCCCAUUUAUUGAGCACUCGCCCAAGCUCGCCCGAGGCCGACCGUAAAGCGGCUCAUCCCACUAGCUCACCCGGGCGGCAGGCACCCGACUUCAGGCCGCGUUUAAGCCACACGCUGGGAGGUUAGUAGUAGGUGACCAAUCCGAUGGCUUCGGUAUUCAUUUCGGCAAACGUUUUGUGGUGCCAAGAUCGACUUGGCUUCAAGUUGGCGCCUUCACGCCGACCCACAAGAAUAAGGGCCAGCAAGUAUUUAAUUGCCAAUAGGUUUCUAAGAACUAAGCUGCGGCUUUGCACGAUUGGUAGCAGGUCAGCAGAGCCACAUAGCCUGUGACGGAAUUGUGCACAGAAUGACCUCGGGAUCAUCCGAAGCCCGAGGAGCGACUCUGAGGAGUAGCUUAAAUGAUAUAGCCACAAUUCCUGUCUCAGAAAACCCGAAGAAUUGGUCGAAAGGGAAGAAAUGGAUCAUUACAGUUGUUGCCUCCCUCAUGACAUUCUCUGUCACAUUUGCGAGCAGUAUAUUCAGCACCGCCGAAAAGCAAACCGCGGCAGAAUUCCAUGUUUCCCAUGAAGUGAUGAUAUUAGGUCUUAGCUUGUUUAUGUUAGGGUACUGUUUUGGACCUCUGCUAUGGGGCCCCCUUUCCGAGAGCCAUGGACGUAGAUUACCGUUGAUGCUUGGUGUGAUCGUCUUCUGUAUCUUUCAAGUACCCGUGGCCGUGGCCCAGAACGUCCCUACCAUUGUAAUCUGCCGCUUCAUCGGUGGUCUGUUUGCGUGUUCGCCUCUUUCGAUUGUUGGUGCCACUCUUGCGGAUAUCUGGGAUCCAGUGGAACGGGGUUUUGCCGCAUGUAUAUACUCUAGCGCGACAUUCUCUGGACCAGUUCUGGGCCCAAUUGUGGGUGGUUUCGUUGUUGACAGCUAUCUCGGCUGGCGAUGGACAGCCUGGCUGACUCUUAUCCAAGGGGCCUUUUUCUGGGUUCUUGGCAUGGUAUUUGUGCCUGAAACCCAUGCUCUGACAUUGUUGCGCCGAUUCCAGGCUCGUGAAUGCUCUUCUGAUGCAAGGUACGAGCUAGGACAAGCAAGUACGAAACCGCCAGCAAGCCACAUGAACGGGAGGGAAUUCCUGACGAAGUACUUGGCACGACCACUUGUUAUGUUGACCUUCGAGCCAGUCCUUCUGUUAACAACACUAUAUAUGUCCCUAGUAUACGGGACAUUGUAUCUCUUCUUUGAAGCGUAUCCCAUCUCGUUUCAGGAUCAGCGUGGAUGGAAUGCCGGUGUGGGCGCAUUGCCCUUUUUGGGCAUAACUGUAGGCGUCGUCUGUGGCAAUCUGACCAUAGCAGCAACAACUGUCUUCCGUCUUAAACGCAAAUACAAGGAAGGGGGUGGUAAAGUCGCGCCGGAGGAGCGCUUGAUCCCCAUGAUGGUCGGUGCCGUUGUGUUACCACCAGGACUAUUCUGGUUUGCAUGGACCAGCAGCCCUCACAUCACUUGGGUACCUCAAGUGCUGGCUGGUAUUCCGAUUGGGAUGGGUAUUCAGGUCAUAUACACGAUGGGCCUCAACUAUAUUCUUGAUGUGUACACGCCUUAUGCUGCCAGUGCUGUGUCAGCGAACACCUUCGUUCGAUCCAUGGCCGCUGCAGGCUUCCCUCUGUUCGCUACCCCGAUGUAUGACCAUCUAGGUAUCAGCUGGGCGACGUCGCUGUUGGGGUUCUUAUCGGUGCUUAUGAUGCCAGUACCGAUAUUGUUCUAUCUCUAUGGGGAACGGUUAAGGAGGACGGGCCGCUAUAGUGUCACGUAAAGAAGUCGUACAAAUAUUUUCAUAUCUAACUCAAC